This is a messenger RNA of Chinchilla lanigera (long-tailed chinchilla), 2555 nucleotides long. Its product is annotated as sodium/glucose cotransporter 1-like. Gene Ontology annotation, molecular function: D-glucose:sodium symporter activity. Lineage: Eukaryota; Metazoa; Chordata; Mammalia; Rodentia; Chinchillidae. Gene Ontology annotation, biological process: sodium ion transport; transmembrane transport. The coding region runs from base 58 to 2241 and encodes 727 amino acids. The record is from RefSeq and is a predicted model, not a curated record. The transcript has 15 exons. Gene Ontology annotation, cellular component: plasma membrane.
AUGCCCUGCAAACUAGAGCUGGAGCCAUUGUUGCCAAACUGAUCCAGAAGCAUCACCAUGGGCCUUGCUGAGACUCAUGAUAACUUCUACAACUGGAGCACUAUGGGCCUCGGUACCUACAACUGGAAAGAUACAUUAAUUGUGACUGUGUACCUCUUCCUGGUCUUGUACAUUGGCCUACGGGCUUUAUCCAGAGAUCGUUCAACGAUAAAAGGCUUCUUCCUAGCUGAUCAAAAUCUAGUAUGGGGACUGAUAGGUACUUCUCUUUUUGCUGCAAAUACUGGCAGUAGCCACUUUAUUGGCCUGGCAGGGAUAGGAGCGUCUUCAGGGAUAGCCAUUGGGGCCUUCGAAUGGAAUACUGUAUUUAUGCUCUUUAUUCUUGGUUGGAUAUUUGUUCCUAUUUACAUGAAAGCUGGGGUGGCAACACUGCCAGAAUAUUUGAGAAAGAGGUUUGGUAGCGCCCGGAUCCAGGUCCUCGUUUCUAUUCUGUUUAUACUCAUUGAUUUCCUCACUAGGAUCUUGGUGGAAGUCUGCUAUGGCGCCAUGUUUGUGAAGAUUGCUUGGGACAUGGAUGUUUACCAGGUCACACUGGUAUUGCUGGUGAUUUCUGGCAUUUAUACCUUCACAGGUGGUUUGGCAGCUGCAAUUUAUACUGAGGCUUUACAUGCUGUUGCUAUGCUUUUGGGGUCCAUUGUGUUAAUGGUCUAUGCCUUUAGAAAAGUGGGAGGAUACAAGCAGCUACAGCAUGAUUACUUCUACGCCAUCCCAGGAGAGACCAGAGAAGGAAACUGGACUGCCCAACCAGAGUGCUACACCCCGAACCCAAGUGCUUUCCAUAUCUUCCGAGGUUCCAUCUCUAGAGAAUUCUCCUGGCCCAAACUCAUCUUUGGUGCCACUACAGUCUCCUUAUUCUAUGGCUGUGCUGAUCAGGUUUCUGUCCAGCGGGGCCUGGCGGGGAAGAGCAAACCCCACAUGCAUGUUGGCUUCAUUCUGUAUGGGUACCUGAAGCUGUUGCCCAUGUUCCUCAUGGUGAUGCCAGGAAUGAUCAGCCGCAUUUUUUACCCAGACCAAGUGGCAUGUGUUGUACCUUCAGAAUGUCAAAAGUACUGUGGGGCCCAACGCAGUUGUAGCCCUAUCGCUUAUCCAAAGCUGGUGGUAUCAUUGCUACCUACUGGCCUACAGGGCAUGAUGUUGUCUACAGUAUGUGCUGCCAUCAUUUCCUCCCUGACUUCUGCUUUCAACAGUAUCAGUGCCCUGUUCACCAUGAACAUCUAUGCCUGGAUGCGACCUAAGGCCUCUGAAAAUGAACUCAUGAUAACAGCAAGGUUUUUUAUUAUAACCUUACUUGCUACCACCAUUGUUUGGAUCCCUAUUAUAGAAACAGCUUUCAGUGAAAAAUUAUUUGAAUAUAUGCUGCUGAUAAGGAGUUGCCUGACGCCACCCAUUACUGCCCUCUUCAUACUUGCUGUGUUUUCCAAGAGAGUCAAUGAGGAGGGUGCCUUCUGGGGGCUGAUUUUUGGGAUUAUAAUUGGCUUAUGUCGACUGGUGCCUGAGCUUAUGUUCAUACGCAGGACCUGUGAGGACAGCAAGUGCCCUAUGCCCAUAUGCAGAAUACACUACUUCUAUUUUAGCAUGGCCCUCCUCCUGGUCAGUCUUCUCAGCAUGCUGGGGAUCUCCUUCUUCAGAGCCCCAAUUCCAGAUAAACAUCUCCACGGGCUUUGCUGGAGCUUACGAAAGAGCCAAGAGAAGAGGGUAGAUCUGGACAGGGACAGAACAUGGAGGAGACUCCCCAGAUUCGCAGCCACACCAGCUAUGUUCGGGGAUUCCAAAAGCUACUUCUGGGAAGCCUUUCAACUCUUUUUUGGCCUGGAGCCACAGGUGAAGUACAAGGUGACCCCUGGAAAGGCCACCAAAGAGAUAAAAGCAACUGAGGGGAAGACAGAGGCAACUGGGAAGAGGAAACAUAGUGAUACUUUGGAAGAUGCUAAGGUUUUGGCCUCUGGAGAGGCUUCCAUAAAGAUGGAAGUAAGUAAGGAAAAGAUGGAGCAAGGUGACACACCAGAAGGUGCAGAUGGCCUGGCUCAAGGGAAGCUAUCCAGGGUGAUGAAGGCAACCAAGGAGAAUAUGGAAGAUACAAAGAGGACUGAUAUGUUGGAAAAGCCCUACUGGAAGAAGGUGAUCAGUUCCAGUGGGACCAUUCUGAUCACACUCCUGAUCCUUGGCCACAUGUACUUUGCCUGAAGCAGCUCAAGCCUAGGGUGUCUGAAGGGCACCAAAGCCGCUGCCUUUCCCAGACUUUCAUCAAAAAAGAGAUGGAGUAUUUCCUCCUGGGAGACCCAAGAAUAUGGAGUCAACAUGUAUACCACUGAAAAUGUUCCCUCAGUGUCAUGUGUCAAAUGCUACCAGCUGCAGAGGCAUGGAUUUUGUGGAGUGCUUGUUCUGACUUUUGUUCCUUCUUCUAUUUACAUACAUUAAUUUUCAUAAAUCAAUCUUAUAUUCCUUGGACAGCUGGUUCUGGUAUACAGUGUUUUUUGAAUGAAUUUGGUUUGCUCAUC